UACAGCUGAACAUUCCAAGGCUUCCACUAUGUCGGGCAGACCUUUUGAAAGUCCUCCUCCUUAUCGACCUGAUGAAUUCAAACCUUCACAAUAUGCACCAAGCAAUAAUACGUACGGUGGUGAAUUCCAUUCUCAGCCCAUGUUCUCUCAGCCUGCAUAUUCCUACUAUCCGGAAGAAGAAGUGCAACACUUCUACAAAUGGACAUCCCCUCCAGGAAUAAUCAAGAUCAUGUCACUACUCAUAAUAGUGAUGUGUAUUGGAGUCUUCGCUUGUGUUGCCUCCACAUUGCCUUGGGACCUGGACAUUUAUGGAGGUUCUCUGGGACCUGGAUUGACUGGAAGCUAUGGAGCCUAUGGAGGAACAGGCUUUGGAAGCAACUAUGUUGGUUAUGGUGGAGCCGGUGGCUUUGGAAGUUAUGGUGGCUAUAAUGGUUUAUAUAAUUAUGGAGGGAAUUACAUUGAUCCGCGGGGAGCAAAAGGCUUCAUACUAGCAAUGACAGCUUUUUGCUUUAUUGCUGGAUUGGUGGUUUUUGUAACUAGCAUUACCAGGACCAGCAUGGUUAGGACAAGGAAGUAUUAUCUUCUUGUGAUAAUAGGAAGUUCUAUCUUGCUCUUCUUAGUGUUCAUUGCUACCAUAGUGUAUAUACUUGCAGUCAAUCCAACUGCACAAGCGUCUGGAUCAAUGUUCUACAAUCAGAUUUAUAUGUUAUGCAGCCAGUUUUAUGCACCUACGAGCAGUGCACUCUUUGUGAAUCAAUACUUGUAUCACUACUGCGUGGUGGAACCUCAAGAGGCUAUUGCUAUUGUAUUAGGCUUCCUGAUUGUCGCAGCUUUGGCCAUAAUCAUAUUCUUUGCAGUAAAGACCCGUAAUAAAAUAAAUCACUAUAGCAAAGUGAAUAUCCUCUGGGAUAAGGAAAAGAAUGAUGAUGAAGCUCCCAAUGUGGAAGAAUGGGUCAACAAGGUAAAUGCAGAACCAGCAGCACCCACACCAGUAGCUGACUAUCCAGAUCGAGUUGCUAGUCCCAAUGGUUACUCAGUAUCUGAGGCUUCUGCACCUCAGAUCUACAAUGGCAAUAACUACAGAGCUGGAACGAUACCUGAAGCUGCUGUUCCCUUAACAAAGGACCUAGGACAAUUUCAAUAUGCCAACACAAGCAGUUACAAUGGAUCAGCUAAAGAUCCAGAACAAAAAAGAACAGGAAGAAUAAAAAGAAGUAAUACUGACAACUAUGAUGGAGAUUAUACCACUGGAGGAGAGUCUUGUGAUGAACUGGAGGAGGAUUGGGAUAGAGAAUAUCCACCUGUAACAUCAGACCAGCAGAGGCAAACAUACAAACGAGACUUUGAUGCAGGACUGCAAGAGUAUAAGCGGUUGCAAGCAGAGCUUGAUGAGAUCAACAAAGAACUAUCUCGUCUCGAUAAAGAAUUAGAUGAUUACAUUGAGGACAGUGAAGAAUAUAAGGCAGCUGCUGAUGAGUACAACAGGUUGAAGGAUAUAAAAGCAUCAGUGGACUAUAAGACCCGAAAAUCACACUGCAAGAUGCUAAAGGGCAAACUGUCGCACAUCAAAAGGAUGGUCAGUGAUUAUGACCGACGAAAAUCAUAAUAGGAUGGAGGAAAAUUAGUUUGCUUGCUUAAAUAUUUUCAAAAUCCUGGACAGUGAGUAGUAACAGAGCAUUUUUGUUCAUGUUCACUUCACUCUUAUAAAAUGUCUGUCAUUUUUACUAUGAAGUAUGAACUUUGACACUCAGUAUAUGGGGUAUCUUACAGUUUCACUGAGUCAAGAAAUUUCACUAUUCUUUACAUCAGGUUUGCAUAUUGUUAUAUUAUGUCCUGGACAUUUUGUCCUUUGCCUUACCUAUUUCUAGCAACAAGAUCCAUCAUCUGCUUUUCUCAGUAUGUUGCAGUAUGUCUUAUUUUGAAAAGCAGUUGAUAAAUGUUACUUUGUGGCUUCCAAAUUCCUUUAAUACAUUCCUAAAGAUUUCUUGUCAAACUGUGUACUUUCACUUGCUGUCUGGCAUAAUGCCAGACUCUUUAAGUGAAAAUUUCAUUUUCCUUUCUUCCCUUGUUUUCAAAAUAGAGAAACCAUUUUUUAAAACUGGGUCAUGUGUAAAUAUCAAAUGAAUAGGAAUCAUAUUUUAAUUGUAUAAAGUGUUAAAAUGCAGCCAAUGUUAAUAAUCCAGUAUAUCAACAGUGACAAUGUGAAACUGAAUGUAAAUAUAUUUGCUUUUCUAAAUCUCAAUUUAUAUAUUUUAGACAUUUUUAUUGUACAAAUGUAAUCUUAAAUAACAAUAUUUUAAACUUUUAUGUUCUGUGUUUAUUGAAUAUGAAUUUCCUGUGAGUUGUGCCUUAAUGUGUAGGGCUUUAAUGUACACUUAGUGGGAGUAGAGGAGGCUAUUGUCUCAGUGGGGUUCCUCAGCCAUUACAGCUUUUCUUUUCAGCUUUAGAGAAGCUAUCCAUAAUUCUGAACGCUACAUAAGUUCACCAUCUUGGAGCACCAUGCAUAGUUCCUAUAAAGCUAAAAAGAGAUGCUGCAAUAGAUGAGGAUACCUGCUGAUAUCAGAAUCACCAACUUCCCCUGCCUAGGAGUAAGUCCCAUUGAAGUCAGUAUGGCUUACUUCUGAGAAGACAUAGAGGACUGAGUGGCAAGCAGUCAACUACAGUUAGCUUGACUCUUCUAAGUUGCCAAAAAAUCUAAACAAUUCUAUAGUAAAACAAAUUUGCUAUGGCCAAAGAAAAUAAAAAUAAAAGUAGAGUCAAAGUGUUUUUUUAACAGCAGUCCGGAUGUUCCUUUUAAAUGUUAUGCAUAACAUAAGCACAAAAUCAGGAAGAGGAAACAGUGAAAUCCUAACUUUGUACUUAAUGAGAUCGCAUGCUUUUGAGAUGAGCUUCUGUACUAAUUUAAUGUUGUCCAUGGGGUUGCGAGGACUCAGGCAUGACUUUGCAACUGAACAACAGCAACAACUAAUUUAAUAGCCAUCAAUACUGCUAGGCUGGGUGUUGCUUAGUGCCACCAUGGAAGCUGGAGAAGAUGAAAAAACAUUGCAAGUUCUGAAAUGAGUUUUCUUGGUGAUGUACAAUCUUCAAGAAAGCUGAAUGCAGAAAAUAUUUGGACAUCAAGAAUGAGCUGUAAGGAAGCUAAGGCGCAAGUGUUCCACAUCUCUUCUCCAAUAUGGCUACAAUGAAACGUUUUGAAAGUAUCACUUCCACUUUUGCUUAAUCAGUGCUGCUUCUGUUGUCAAAACUUACAAGCUGUGAUUAAUGUUAACUGUGGUUUGUUUGAAACAAGCCAACCUCAGCCCAUGGAAGAAGGGUCUCAAAUCAGCAUACCUUCCAUAAUUUAGUGGAAAGUUGCUACCAUUUUUUCUCUCUCCCAAAAAAUGCUUUCCCUUCUUGAUGCUUGCAUGUGUGUGGACCAGCCCAUAGAUGGAAACAGAUCCCUCCCUAUUUUGGGAUAAGUCAGGUGAUAAUGUCUGGCAAAGGACACCCAUAUAUAUGUAGGGCUCUACAUUCUGGACAUUAGGCUACAGCCAGCAUUACAUGAGUGGACUUCCACCCCCAUUGUGGGGUUUUUCCUUCUCCAGUUCCCUACUGUGCCCCUCCAGUUGCUCCAUAGCAUUUCCCCAUCCUCUGGAGCAGAUUUGGGGAAGAUUUCAGAAAAGCGUAAUCUGUUCCACUAGCGGAAAUCUUUCUGCUGUUGGAUUGACACUGUUGGGUGCAAUCCAGCGAGUUGGAUCCAGACUUCGGGAUAUAUCUGCCCCAUAGGAUUCUGGAUCGCCACCCUGUUUGUUUUGCAAGCAAGAUCCACUGCUUAUGCAACAGAGAUUUAGCACUUCAGGAAGCAACUGGAAAAUAGUGGAAAUAUUCAUUUCUGGAAGAGAGCAGCUCAGCAGAGCUUGAAUUCUGAGUUCCACUGAACUGACUUAAUCAAGAAAUGAGAAUUUUUACUCAUUUCAGGGCUUCCUGUAAGACAUGUUAAAUCCACAAGCUGCGGAUCCUGGUUGUACAACAGAACCUGAACAAGAAAGAUGUUAAGUAGUGGCCCUAUUAGAUACUGCCCUUAGAUAAACUUACAGCGUUCCCAGUGAAAUCACAGGGACUUAAGUUAAUUGGGUCUAGAAAGAGUGUCAUUGAUUUCAGUGGGUCUGUUUUAUAUUUGACUUUAUCUGGAUUCAACCCAAUGUUUGUAAGGCUUUCAAUAAAGUACAAAAGAAAUUCGAAUACUUUCCUAAUACUGAAUGCAGCUAGAAGAAUGAGAAUUGUGCUUUCAACGUCUAAUUGGAAUGACGGUUUUUGUUGUAUGAUACAGUGUCAAUAAAAUUAUUUCAACUUUUGUUUAUGCUUAAAUGUUAAUAAUUAUUAUUACAAUAGAUGUCUCUGAAUUUAUUUCCAUUAUUAAAACCUUCAGGUAACAAAUUAAUCUUUUGUGGACUAGAGUACGAUUGAGCAGGUUGAUCUGUUAUGUUCAUUGCCUAAGACUUUGCUUUUGAGAGUUUCCAUCUUCUAAGAUUAAACAGUUGGUGACCAGAGAGAGGGGCUUUUCAGCUGUGGCACAUCAUACCACUGCUUAGAGUAAAAUCAGUGUAGCUUCUUUUUUGGCACCAGGUAAAGGCUUU
Molecule: messenger RNA, 4616 nt
Organism: Varanus komodoensis (Komodo dragon)
Lineage: Eukaryota; Metazoa; Chordata; Lepidosauria; Squamata; Varanidae
Gene: OCLN
Product: occludin
Exons: 8
Coding region: 29-1606 (525 amino acids)
Biological process (GO): bicellular tight junction assembly
Cellular component (GO): cytoplasmic vesicle; apical plasma membrane; bicellular tight junction
Source: RefSeq, a predicted model, not a curated record